Dovyalis caffra is the source of this 1470-nucleotide messenger RNA. Lineage: Eukaryota; Viridiplantae; Streptophyta; Magnoliopsida; Malpighiales; Salicaceae. The record is from the annotation of a GenBank genome assembly.
AUGACUGCUAUCAGUGUAGCCACUUCUCACGCCAAGAAGCUCAUGAAGCUCACUAUCUCUAUCUUCUGUCCACGCUUCAACUCUUCAAAAUGUAAAACGGCGGCAAAGAUGGCAGUGGCAAGGAUAAAGUUGUUGAGCAAUAAGAGAGAGGCGGUGGUAAGGCAAAUGAGGAGAGACAUUGCUUUGCUUCUACAGUCAGGUCAAGAUGCUACUGCUCGUAUCCGGGUUGAGCAUGUGAUAAGAGAGCAGAAUGUUUUGGCUGCAAAUGAGUUCAUUGAGCUCUUCUGUGAGUUGGUUGUGUCUAGACUUCCAAUCAUUGCGAAGCGAAGGGAAUGCCCAGCAGACCUGAAAGAAGGGAUUGCUAGUUUAAUAUUUGCAUCUCCAAGGUGCUCAGAAAUUCCAGAAUUAGUAGCAAUCAGGAAGAUUUUUGAGAAGAAGUAUGGGAAAGAUUUUGUGUCUGCAGCUACUGAUCUGCGACCUAACAGUGGUGUAAAUCGUUUGUUAAUCGACAAGCUAUCUGUGAGAACUCCAACUGGUGAAGUGAAGCUGAAAGUCAUGAAGGAAAUUGCCAAAGAACACCAGAUUGAAUGGGAUACUACAGAAUCUGAGGAGCUUCUUAGGGCUCCAGAGGAGAUGAUAGAGGGACCAAACACUUUUGUCAGUGCUUCCAGUUUACCCAUUAAGCCAGCUCCAAUCAAGCAUGUUGAGCCAAAUCAACCAAUUGCUAGGCCAAUCAUUGAAGGGGAAAUGGGCAACAUGUAUUUUGAAGAUACUGCGACCGCUGCUCAAGCAGCUGCAGAAUCUGCAAAGCAAGCAGUUGCAGCUGCCCAAGCUGCUGCUUAUUUAGCCAACAACGGCCUGAAUCAGGUCCCUUUGGUGACUGGUUUGAACCACAAGUUGAAUGCUUCUAGCAUCAAUCAUGGAUUUGGAAUGCUUUCUGGCAAUUCCACUUGCCUUUCCAUGCCAAAUGAUUCCCAGGUCAACUAUCAGAGGAUGGAUCAUUGUUCCAAUGCUCCAGGGAGGACAUAUGAGUCCCAGAGUUUUGAUAGGUCUCAUUAUCAAGGCAAGGAACGGACAAUACCCAUGCAGACAGAUGGCAAACAUGUAUGUAGGAGACACAGCUACAAUGAGACAAGACCAACGCAGAUGGAUGGUCAAAAUGUCUCCCGGAGACACAGUUACAAUGAGGUGAGGCCAAUGAAGAUGGAUGGUGAAAACAUUUCUAGGAGACAGAGCUACAACACUAGCUCUCCACAUGCAGAUAUAAAGUUCGAUGAAGCAGACUGUGAUGAAGAGAUUGAAACAGAAGAACCACCUGCUCGUGUUUAUCGACUGCCGCCUGAACACUCUCCACCACCAGUGCCUUCAUCUCAUGUUAAUCUGGACCCUGUUCCUCGAGUUCAUCCAAAAUUACCAGAUUAUGACGAACUUGCUGCCCGUUUUGAAUCUCUGAAAUAUCGAAAGUCAUAA